GUGAUCCUUAAGUUUUAGGUACUUUUUCAAUUUCAUUUUUUUUUUGGUUCAACACUAAUCACAUAGAUUGCGCUUCUAAAGAAAAUGGAAAAUUCAUGGUGAUGAUUGUGAGAUAGGGGCUUGAAUCUUCCUAGUAGAUUGUGUUCUGGGUUUGGUGUUUAGCUAAAAGCAUGGAGAGAAUGGUUCAUCCUCCAUUGGUUGAUACAACGACCUGUUUAUGCCGAUUAGAUGCUGGACUCAAAACUGUUGCUGGAGCAAAAUGAUAUGUACCUGGUACAAAGAUGUGUCUCCAGCCCAGUAUAAAACCAUCCAUCCAUCCGACAAGAAGCAAAGCAACACGUGGUGAUAUGAGCAGCUACCAAUCCCCUCUGCUCCCGGGACUCCCCGAUGAUCUUGCUAUCGCUUGCCUAAUAAGGGUUCCCCGUGUAGAGCAUCGGAAGCUACGUUUGGUCUGCAAAAGAUGGUAUAGACUUGUAUCAGGUAACUUCUUUUAUUCACUCCGUAAGAGCCUUGGGAUUACAGAAGAAUGGAUUUACAUCAUUAAGAGAGAUCGAGACGGAAAAAUUUCUUGGCAUGCCUUCGAUCCCAUAUACCAGCUCUGGCAGCCACUCCCUCCAGUCCCGAAGGAAUAUUCUGAAGCCCUUGGGUUUGGAUGUGCCGUCCUUGGUGGUUGUCACCUUUAUUUGUUUGGUGGCAAAGAUCCAUUAAAGGGAUCAAUGCGACGAGUCAUAUUUUACAGUGUCAGGACAAAGAAAUGGCACCGUGCCCCAGAUAUGCUCCGUCGAAGACAUUUUUUCGGUUCAUGUGUUAUAAAGAAUCGCUUGUAUGUUGCUGGUGGAGAGAACGAGGGGGUGCAUCGGUCAUUGAGAUCGGCUGAAGUUUAUGAUCCCGCCAAGAAUAGAUGGUCUUUUAUUUCAGAUAUGAGCACAGCCAUGGUGCCUUUCAUUGGGGUUGUAUACGAGGAGAAGUGGUUCUUGAAGGGACUUGGGCCUCACCGACAAGUGAUGAGUGAGGUCUACCGUCCCGAAACGGACAGCUGGUAUCCUUUCUUUAAUGGAAUGGUUGCAGGCUGGUGGAACCCGCGUGCUUCCUUAAACGGGAACCUCUACACUUUGGACUGCAAGGAUGGUUGCAAGCUGAGGGUGUAUGAUGAAAUGAGCGAUUCCUGGAGUAAGCAUAUUGACAGUAGGAUACACUUGGGCAGCUCUCGGGCUUUGGAGGCGGCAGCUCUUGUUCCGCUUAAUGGAAAACUUUGCAUCGUUCGAAAUAAUAUGAGUAUAUCUCUGGUCGACAUUUCAAAAUCCAACGAUCUGAGAGGAUCUGGUGCUGAACAUUUAUGGGAAACUAUAGCAGGGAAAGGUCAAUUCAAAACCCUGGUUACAAAUCUUUGGUCUAGCCUUGCCGGCUGGAACCGGCUGAAAAGCCACAUUGUUCACUGCCAGGUUCUCCAAGCAUAGUAACCGUAAAUUAUUCCGGCAGAGGGCUUCCUCCGUAGUUCAAGCCUUUUGGUACCCAUUGAACAUGAUGAGGGUUGAGGCGCCAACAGCUUGGCCGGGACUACUUUUCUCGUGACUGAAAACAUUCAGCGUCGGAUUCGAUAUACAUUAGAUCUUGACAAGUGAGAUUUUGCAAGGGCGACGAUCGUCUCCUUCUGCUUCCUGUAUUCGUUGUACCGCGACAAGAAAUACCCGAUAUAGUCAAAAUCGAUCGGAGACAUCCUUGCCUACGAUAAGCAGGAAAGAAAAUGACUCGGAUGGAUGCGAUGGUUUCCGGGGCAUGAAAAAGCAUAGUUGGGGAAUGAAGAUACCUGGAU
This is a messenger RNA of Hibiscus syriacus, 1813 nucleotides long. Its product is annotated as F-box/kelch-repeat protein At1g55270-like. Lineage: Eukaryota; Viridiplantae; Streptophyta; Magnoliopsida; Malvales; Malvaceae. The transcript has 3 exons. Gene Ontology annotation, molecular function: protein binding. The record is from RefSeq and is a predicted model, not a curated record. The coding region runs from base 282 to 1457 and encodes 391 amino acids.